This is a messenger RNA of Enterobius vermicularis (human pinworm), 1215 nucleotides long. The record is from the annotation of a GenBank genome assembly. NCBI's taxonomy places the organism in Eukaryota, Metazoa, Nematoda, Chromadorea, Rhabditida, Oxyuridae.
AUGAUUUUAGGUUCAAUAAAAGCGACUUCUGGAACUGCUACGAAGACCUCAGCGACCCCGACGCCAUCGACAGCAACAAGAAAUACCGAAAGUAGACAAAAUACGAAAAUUACGUCGUCUACAACAGGAACAAAAACAUCCAAAAAAUCUAAAACCACUGAAACCGAAACUCUAACAACACAAACAACAGCAGCGAAACUAACAAAAACAACGGCUGCGGCAACAACAUCAUCAUCUACUGGCAAGGCAACAUCGUCUUCUGCAACAUCUACCACCACGGCUUCGACUUCAACGACGACCACAACAACAAAGACAGUGACGUCACCGACAACAACUACAACUAUGGGCACGAGUAAUACGCCGAAAUAUACGUUGCCCACGCAACUUCCAACUACCAGAGGAGUUUCAGUACGACCACCUGUAGUGUUUCCAUCGAAUAUAAAGAGCAAAUAUACGCCAAAGAAAGCGCAUAAAAAAUAUGGUCCAUCGAACACAUGUGAACCUUGCAGUAAGCCAUGUUCGCUUCGACUUCGUAGUUUUGAGACAUCAGAUCAAAUUUUCCAAUAUGCAUACAGCCGUUCAACGAUGCUUGAAGAGUCGUUACUAGCUGUAUUACGGGAAACCCAGGGGACAGUUCUUCCACCACCGUUGUCAUGGAAAGCAUCGAUUUCGCCGGAAACUGUGCAGCUUGCACAAACUUUAAUGCGAAUUCAGCGGCCAAAUCGAUCGCUGGUGGUCGGGAUAUUUUCUGGCCUUUCGGUACUUGCUGUAGCUGCUCUUACAGAUUCCAGGGGAAUUGUAAUUGGCUUAGAGUAUCCAGAAUUUAUCGUUUAUUGGGAGAAAAUUGGCAUGAAGCAUGCCAAUAAGUUGCACUUGAUGAAUCGGAUCCAAGUUCGAUCACUGGAAAAUGUUGACAAGGCUUUACAGCGGAUUGCAACCACCGAAAUUGGCACAUUCGAUUUUGUUAUACUUGAUGACUACCGACAAGUAAAUUAUCUGGAUGAUUACGAGCAUGCUGUACGACUGCUGAGGACCGGUGGUAUCCUUUUGAUAACAGAUGCACUUAACGGCGGUGCUGUGUUAUCCGGACCGGACUAUGUGACUCAAGAGAGUAAAGCCGUUCAGAAUAUGAAUCUUCGAAUAAAAGAGGACACUCGUGUAUCGGCGACAUUACUGCCAUUUGCUGGAGGAACUUGGUUGAUCACCAAAGUAUAG